AUGAAUAAUACGGGUAACAGUAAUGUUCCCGCCAAAAACGAACUUGAUUAUCCUCAAGCCGUUUUAUAUAUUCCAUCAAUUGUAGUGGCCACUGUUCUGAUUGUGUUUUUAGGUAUAUCAUUUAUUCGAUACCAUCGCCGAGUUCGUAACAAAAUGGGAUAUCUGAGAGACUAUGUGGAAAAAAAUUUACAUGUGAAACGUGAAAGGAUUCCUGGACAUGUGGUCUCUCUUAACAGACCGAGAAUCUCUUAUGAACCCGAAUAUAUAUUUCCGAGGGACCAGACGAACAACUCAAAGUUUAUCACAGGCAUCACGUUACCGGAACACAGCAUUACGAUCGAGAAUGAAAGCAGCAUAUAUUUGAAAAAGCCUCGAACGCCCAAAAGUUAUUUUGACAACGAAGGAUAUGAAGAGGACAUAAGUAGCAACAGAUUUUCUCGCACCAGAAAUUUCUCUCGUCAUGGAUACUGCGAGGUUGAGGAAGAAAAUUACGCUGCGAACGACUCGGACAAUGAAAGUCAAACAUCAAUACCGAAAUCUUGUGAAAGAAUAAGAGUUCUUAGUACCGGAAGUGCACAUGAUUCUGGAGGCGUCGAAAUUCCUGUAACAUAUUUAUGUGAAACCUGUCAAAACCAUUUAAAAACCAAAAAGCUUCGACGUCUGAUCUCAACUGAUAAAGAAGUGUUUCCGGACACAGAAAACAAAGACAGACGAUCAUCGCGUUGUGCAGAAGAAGACGAUGAUGCAUUCCAAAGAUCCCCAAAGCCAAGUACGCACAGACCCCCAACGUUUCACCAGGAGGAACCAAAAACAAGAAAGAAAAGUAUAAAUUCAAGAACUUUCCCUGAUGCAAGAAUUAGGUUGGGUGUAUUUGAAUUAGAACCACGGUGA
Lottia gigantea (owl limpet) is the source of this 891-nucleotide messenger RNA. RefSeq lists its product as hypothetical. The transcript has a single exon. The record is from RefSeq and is a predicted model, not a curated record. The coding region runs from base 1 to 891 and encodes 296 amino acids. Lineage: Eukaryota; Metazoa; Mollusca; Gastropoda; Lottiidae.